UUCAAAUAUUUAUUUACAUGGUACUCCUCCCCCUCUCUCUAUAUUUUCCGAUAAAUUGAGAAUAUUCAUUGGAAUAAGUUUCAGCAUGCGAUGUGCACGAAAACAAAUUAUCAGAACCCCCAUCGAAACGAAUCGUAGGGCGUCAUGGAAAGAGCUUUGUUACCGAAAAUUUAUCCCGCAAUCCUUGAUAGUCGCCAUUCUCUAGUGUUGGGUUCCCCUUCUUUGCCCAUUCAUCCCUACCCAAUUCAUCUUUCUCGAAUCUUACAUGCUCGUUUAGCAGAUUCAUGGAAGCAUAUAAACGCUAUUUCCCAUUCCAAGACGAAGAUUGUGUGCCUGUUUGGGAAUAAAGGAGGAAAUGAUAAGGAGGCUGCCAUCAGAGCUCUACAAAGUGCCCUUGGAGGGAAGAAGGAUGCAUUUAAUAGAUGGGAUGAAGAAAUUAAGAAGAGGGAGGAGGCAGCUGGAGGCAGAGGUGGAAACAGUGGGGGAGGAUGGUUCGGGGGUGGAGGUUGGUUUGGUGGCUUUGGAAAUGAGGAUUCCUGGAAGGAAAUUCAGCAAGCAAUCUAUGCAGUGGGUGGGUUGGUUCUUAUGUAUCUUCUGCUUGUCAAAGGAGAGGCCAUGAUCUCAGUUGUAUUGAAUGCCAUGGUGUUUCUGUUACGUGGACCUAGAGAUGUUUUCAGGUCCAUUACUACGGGUGAAUUCAAAUUGGAACCUGCACCAAACUCUGAUGAUGAAUCUAGCUUCAAAGGUGUAGAUGCCACACCUAGUUCUGCACAAGCUGAUGUGAUCAGGAAGUCAGGGCGAGAUAUACUCUCAGUUGUAUUGAACUCCAUAGUGUUACUGUUACGUAGACCUAGAAAUGUUUUCAGGUCCAUUACUACAGGUAAAUUCAAAAUGGCACCUGCACCAAACUCUGGUGAUGAAUCUCGAUUAAAAGGUGUAAAUGAUACACCUGGUUCUGCACAAGCUAAUGUGAUCAAAAAGUGGGGGCGAGAUUGAUAUUAGCAGCUGAUGAUUGUCUGUUAUUAAUUCAAGGAAGAUUGCUAUGUAUAGAAGUAUUCUGUUUGGAGCUCAUUUACCUCUACUGUGCUCAGCCUUCAAACUUAUCAUAGUAAUUUAUAGUAGGAUAUAACAGGCAUGCUGUAAUUUAGGCGAUGCAUUUUUUUUAUUGCUCCUAAAUUACGAAAAGGAUGAGUGAAUGGAAAUCAACAAAAGAAUGGUUGAACCUCUAGCACUGCAGAAGUUCAUAGUUUUCCUUGUAUGUGAAGAGGGAUGAUUUAUGUCUGAGAAGUCUCUAUCUGUAUUCUUGCGCAAGGCAGAUAGUUUUGCUAUAUAAAAUGGAAUAUUAAAGUGCCCUUUACAAAA
Molecule: messenger RNA, 1362 nt
Organism: Cryptomeria japonica (Japanese cedar)
Lineage: Eukaryota; Viridiplantae; Streptophyta; Pinopsida; Cupressales; Cupressaceae
Exons: 3
Coding region: 145-996 (283 amino acids)
Source: RefSeq, a predicted model, not a curated record